AGUGUGACAUUCUGCGAGGUCGUUCGAAAGCAGGUGAGUUAAGCGAAUUGUUUUAUUCCGUUCUGUAGACUAAUAGUUUCCGCUCACGUUAUUCAUUUCACCGGAUGGCUACAAUGGAUGCGGAGACCGAGUAUGCUACUUUUACGACAUUCACACUGUUCUAGGUUCCAGCAGGAUCUUAGCCUACUUCAGAAGACGGAUCCUCAGUUUGUACGGGAUCUAACAUCCCACUGGAUGUUCAUCAAGCGGUCGUGGGCGAACUACGCUCAAACGGGAUUGGUGCAUUUUGGGAACACCACGAACAACCGUGUCGAGAAUGCCAAUCUUAGAUUGAAGAAAAUAACCCAUGCUUCCGACCGCCUUGCUGUGGCUGUGAGUAAAGUGUGGAAGCUGUCUGAGGUUCUACUGAAAGAAUUUCAGAUGCGGUGUACAUACUUCUGUGACAGACACCAGGUGUUUGAAGAUGAAGGUAACGCCUACGUGCAGAUGCUGAUAGGCCGUCUAACAACGUACGCUGGCACCCUGGUUAUGCGUCAUCUGGCAACACCGAAGUUCGGUGCGGUGUACUCAGACAUUGGAACGGGACUGGUAUGCCAUCUUGUAUGUUUCUACUUCCACAGUUUGUUGUUCAAGAUCAACACCAUCGAUAUGACAUCGACUGCGCAAAUGGCACAUGCACUUGCACAUUUUACGGGCACAUGUGGCUCCCGUGCGUCCAUUUACUUAUGUUAUAUAAGGAGAAUCAACAUCCCGCGGGUAAAACCGCGAAAUUUUUCAUUCCCUUUUUACAAAACAUACCCAUCCGUAGUCGAUGAUUAACGAAGUACAACAUGCCAGAGGAUUCCAUGUUGCUUCAGACUCUGAAGGUAGCCACCUUAAGGCAGC
Messenger RNA from Dicrocoelium dendriticum, 885 nucleotides. The record is from the annotation of a GenBank genome assembly. Lineage: Eukaryota; Metazoa; Platyhelminthes; Trematoda; Plagiorchiida; Dicrocoeliidae.